AGAAAGGGAGACUUGGUUUUGAGAGGUGUGCCUGAGAAUGGCUAUGGCCGGACUGAUCAAGCUUGUUCAUGCCAUAGCCACAACGGGGGAGGAGGAGGAUGCCCUAGAGAGAUAGUGGACCUGGCGGAGGACGAGGAGGAGGAGGAGGAGAAGGAGAGUGAGGAGGAGGCUUCUUAUCGCCUUUCACGGGAUGAGCAUACGGUCUCGGCUACCUGCGUCAGGUUUUGUAACGUCAAGUAGUCGUGAUCGCGGUCGUAUUCGACUCGUUGGAGUGUCGUGAUUUGUUUGUGAAGGUUGAGAGGUGGCAAUGUGAAUUGGAGGGUUAGUGAGGCGAAGUUAGCUGGAGCGGAACGAGACGGAGAUUUUUUUUCAAAUUUAGGUGGCGGGGUUCAUGUGGAGGAAAUGGCGGUGAUGGCGUAGAUCCGUGAGGAGGAAGAACUGCUGAAGGGUGAAGGGAGGAGGUGGCGGGGGGCAAUGUGGUUGGAGUAGAGAGAAGCAAAGAGGAAGGUGAGUGAGGGUAGGGUUCGGAAUAGGGCGUGUGGUGUUGGAGUGGAAGGUAUGAUCGCAGGAGGGGGCGCUAUUGUGGCGCCCGCUCCCGGGUUGCCAAUGAGCCAGCCUUUGCCUCCGCUUGAGUGGAAAUUCUCGCAAGUGUUCGGAGAACGUGCUGCGGGGGAAGAAGUUCAAGAAGUUGACAUCAUUUCCGCUAUUGAAUUCGACAAAACUGGGGAGCAUUUAGCAACAGGUGAUCGAGGCGGUCGUGUCGUUUUGUUCGAAAGAACUGAUGGCAGAGAUCAACGAACUCGAAGAGAAUUGGAGAGGGCGGAUCAUCCUGCACCCAGGCAUCCCGAAUAUCGUUAUGCGACGGAGUUUCAAAGCCAUGAACCUGAGUUUGAUUACUUGAAAAGUUUGGAAAUUGAGGAGAAGAUCAAUAAAAUCAGAUGGUGCGACACUACUAAUGGUGCCCGAUUGCUGCUCUCCACAAAUGAUAAAACCAUCAAACUCUGGAAGGUCUCAGAGAAGAAAGUGAAGAAUGUUUCCAAUUUGAAUCUAGAUCCAGCCCAACAUCUGAGCAAUGGAAACUCGAUGGUUGCUAGCCCUGUGCCUAGCUCCAGGCCAUUUUCUCCUAGGUUGAUGUACGGAAACGGUGUAAAAAGACCUGUCACAAGUAUCAACCCGGAUUUCGUAUUUCCACCUGGCGGCAUUCCCUCUCUUCGUUUGCCUACGGUGUGGAGCGCUGAGACAGCGCUUUUGGCAAGAUGUAGAAGAGUAUAUGCUAAUGCCCAUGCUUACCAUAUCAAUUCCAUCUCUAACAACAGUGACUGUGAAACGUACAUAUCUGCUGAUGAUCUGAGAAUUAAUUUAUGGAACAUGGAGAUCAGUGACCAAAGUUUCAAUAUUGUUGAUAUUAAGCCUGUCAAUAUGGAAGACCUUACAGAGGUCAUCACAUCUGCUGAGUUCCAUCCAACCCAUUGCAACAUGUUAGCUUAUAGCAGCAGCAAAGGCUCCAUUCGCCUUAUCGAUAUGCGACAAUCGGCUCUUUGUGACAGACAUUCUAAAUUAUUUGAGGAGGCAGAGCCUGCAGGAUCACGAUCAUUUUUCACAGAGAUCAUAGCAUCGAUUUCGGACAUCAAGUUCGCUAGAGGAGGCCGUUAUAUCCUAAGCAGGGACUAUAUGACUCUCAAGUUGUGGGAUGUGAACAUGGAAGCUUCUCCUAUCGCCACCUUCAAAGUACAUGAAUAUUUGCGGCCCAAGCUUUGUGAUUUAUACGAGAGCGACUCAAUAUUUGACAAGUUUGAGUGCUGCCUUAGUGGAGAUGGUCUGCGCGUUGCCACUGGUUCUUAUAGCAAUUUAUUUCGCGUUUUUGGGGCUACUCCUGAAAAUGAAGAGGCAUCUACCUUAGAAGCGAGCAAAAGUCCAAAUAAUCGGCGGCCUGUGUUACCGUCAUCAAAAACUACAAGCCGACUUGCAAAUCUCGCUCGGAGUGGCCGCCUCACUAGACGAGUUACAGAUGGUGACGGUAGCCCAGGGGUAUCGGAGUUAAAUGGAGGGACUUACGAUUUUACGUCGAAACUGCUCCAUCUAGCAUGGCAUCCACAAGCCAAUGUGAUUGCCUGUGCCGCCUCCAACAGCUUGUACAUGUACUACGCCUAGGACUGACUGAUCUCAACUAGGAGCUUAUUUUUUAGUACCCAAUAUUUUUACCGCUCUCCCAUGUGUGGAGUAUCUACUCUUCGAACUUUGUCAUCUGCGUGGUCAGAUGGAGUGAAACUGGAAGGAGGUUGUCGUUUGUGAAAGCAAAUGCGCUGAUUGCGUUUGCCCUAAUUAUAAAUUGGUCUGUCUAGAGUGUGAGGUACAGGCCUCGUUGGAUGAAUUUGGGAUAGUGAGGUAGUCUGGUAAAAAGCGUGCGUCUUUUUGGAAGCUCAAAUUUUUCUAUUAGAUCUUUGUUAGUAAUUUAUCUACUGCUUGCCUUACCUUGUUGCUGUUGAGGCAUGGCUUAUACGGCUACAAAUUGCCAACAUUUUGCUUCUCAGAGAAGUUUGCACUCACCGUCAAGAGACGCGUCUUGUAGUGCCCACCUUGGAUGAGAGUUAGUUCUCUAUUUCAUUGUUAUGUUCUCUUUGACUGUCCUUUGAGAGGUAUAAUUUCUCGUCUUGCUUAGUUGAGCAGAUGACUAUUAAUCUGAUUCUUUGGGUCCUAUUGGCUUUUACACCCUCGCGUCCAUUUAUUUAUCAAUUCUUUUAGUACAUUAUUGAUUCUUGUUGUUGGGAUUGUAUCUCUCUUACUUAGUUUUUGACACAUUUGAGAAAUGUAGCAUUAAUAUCAGUCACAUUUUAUGUGAUGAGCAUGUCAUUGCUAGGUGGUUUUAUCUGUUGAGCGCGACCAAGUGGCACUUGCCUGUGACUCUGCUGGUCAAGUAAUCUGGAACAUGAAUCUUAAUUUGCAUCUCUGAGGACUGAUCCUGGAUUAUGGAAAAUUUGAUUGUGUAAUGGGUAAGGUCCAGUUGGAGACAUCUUCAUGUUGAGCAUUUAGGAUUCAGCUAAUUGUUAAGACGCAGUUUGCUUAGGGCCAAAUUGGUUUACGAUCUAGGCUAGGAUUUUUUGUUCUUAUGUUUAAUAGCAAUAUUUGAGACCUGCAGGAGUGACUAUGCGCUGGAGGUGCACGCAGAUUGCAAUGUUGAUUUGUUGGAUGACAGCAAUCUGUGAUCACACUGCGUAGUCAAUAGUGUGACUUACUUUUGAGGUCAGCCUGCCUUUUUUCCAUUUCGGUUAGCAUCUUGGAGAAAACGGGCUUUAUAUUCGCAGGCCUGGUAGUCUACAGUUCUUGGAUGUCAAAGCAUGGACUCGUGAAUUUUCUUAUCUGUUCAGCCUGUAUAUUCUUUCAGAGUGGCAUAUUUGGCGUCAUUCAAUCUUCGAAGGAUUUGCUCUGAACACGUGAUUUUGUUUUGGUUCUACAGGAAUUGUGCUUGGACCUGUCUCGUAAAUGUGGGUUUUGUUAGUUGUCUGGUGGCGGCUUCAAGUUCGUGCAGAAUUGCAUCUGAUUAUCGGGAUUCAGCUUUUUCUGUUUGCCAUUUUUUUCGAAGCAAGAAUAUUGUACUGUUGACGUUGGAAUCCUAGCGCGAUAUUUACUCGUAUUCGUCUGAUUGGUUGAUUUAAUUAAUUGUUCUCUUAACACGCCUUCCUUCAGCAGAUUAUAUUCUAACAGCGGGCGGCAGGCGACGGGGAAUAGGAAGUUUGACCAGUGACGACAGCUGGACGAGUACUGUGUGGGUGAAUUUUAAGUGAAUUGGCGGCUCACUAGAAGCAUUCGUUCUAGGGGUUGAUACUCAGCCAACGUGGAGAGCGGGAAGCACAGUCUACGACCCUUUGCCCUCACAAAUUGCAGUGAAUGCAUGGUGAGGCUUUUUCCACGUCCUCCAAAUGGGUAACCAGAUUUCUCCGUUGAACAUACCUGGAAGUCGCACCUGGUUUUUUGAAUUUUCAGUGAUUUUUCUUCCACCCUGCCCUUGUCGUCUGCCCUCCCUGAUGUAGUUCUGUACUUGGAUUUGAUUGUACUGACCCGAUCAAUGUCGACGCAGGCAAAAUUAGAGAAUUUGACUUGUAGUCUAUUCAUCACGUUUCACUUUCAUCUAAACUAAGCUUACUGGUUGCUAGUUUUAGCUGUUCGCGUGGAGAGGAGUCAGUAUUGUUCAUGAACUAGGCCAUUAUAUGUUAAGGAUGGGUACUGUGAUCCGAAUUUUAAGAUACCUGUAGUGAA
Molecule: messenger RNA, 4254 nt
Organism: Physcomitrium patens
Lineage: Eukaryota; Viridiplantae; Streptophyta; Bryopsida; Funariales; Funariaceae
Product: serine/threonine protein phosphatase 2A 55 kDa regulatory subunit B beta isoform
Cellular component (GO): protein phosphatase type 2A complex
Molecular function (GO): protein phosphatase regulator activity; protein binding
Source: RefSeq, a predicted model, not a curated record